Messenger RNA from Daldinia loculata, 1452 nucleotides. RefSeq lists its product as uncharacterized. Gene Ontology annotation, biological process: regulation of transcription by RNA polymerase II. The coding region runs from base 498 to 1160 and encodes 220 amino acids. Gene Ontology annotation, cellular component: nucleus. The record is from RefSeq and is a predicted model, not a curated record. NCBI's taxonomy places the organism in Eukaryota, Fungi, Ascomycota, Sordariomycetes, Xylariales, Hypoxylaceae. The transcript has a single exon.
GUGGUAUCAGCUCUGGCUAUGACAUUUUCAUGCUCCCCCGGUAAGCCUCUCAACGGCAUUGAGAACACCUUUGGCCAAUAAGACCACUGAAAUGCCAUGUAUUUGAGUACCUGCACCGUAAGCUGCAUAACUUCCACCCUACAACACCCUACCCAGCCAGAUAUGUACCUCUCAUGUACUCAAGAAGAACCAAUAUAUGCCUAAAGGGGGCUUCUAAGUCAAAAGAUAAGAAUACCCUAGUGGCCACUCUCGAAGCUACGCACGCGCGACCUUAUUCUGUAAGCCAUAUUGUCUUAUCUCUCCUUAUCCAAACGCUCAGAGCCUCAUCACAAUGGCCGACUACAACCAGGUACAUGAGAACGUACUGGGAAGCGAUGCCUUGGCCAAUAAUCCCACCUUUCAGCACGACACUGCAUAUGACGACCUUCAACAUGGCCCAAUGAACGGUCUUCCUGCUCCUCAGGCUGCCCCAUUCUUGGGAGCACAGCUGCAGGAGCAUGGAAGGUAAUUUUUUUUGUCAACGCGGAAAAGCUGAUUGGUCCCUUGCUUCUAGCCCUUGUAAUCGACCGGCCAUUUCAUGUACAAAUAUUUCUGCUUCAGGAACCCUGACCUGCAUUGGUCCCACGUGCUAUAAAACUUUUGGGACAAAUGAGCAACUCAGGAAGCAUGGCGAAAAAGAGGGACAUAAUGCUUACGGAUAUAUUUGUGGCACCACAUUUACUCGGCUUGAUGCCCUCAACCGCCACAUUGGCUCUAAGUCUCGCAAUGCCGCCCAGUACUCGUGCGAGUAUUGUUACGCCCACCAAGGCGAGAACGCCUUUUCCCGUCGAGAUCAUCUUACGCAGCAUUUGAAAGUUUAUCACAGGAUCGACACGGCGGACAAACUUGGCCAGCACAAGCUCAGGAGGUCCAAGAAGGCCGCCGUCACGCCUGGCCCCCAAGCUACUAUGCUUUUGAUGCCCCCCUAUCCUUGCCCCGUACUCGGUUGUCCUAAAAUGGGAUAUGACGGUUACCUUCGAAAGGUGGAUCUUGAUGAACAUGUAGCUAUGAUGCAUCCCUCAACUUUGAUGUAUUACAACACUGAGGAACAUGCAUUCAACCAGCAGUACCAGGUCCCUAUGCAGCCGGAUCAUCAAAACGUCGGAUUCGGCUCGAUCUAACAAGGCCAUGGAUUCAACUGAUCUGAGAUAUAGUCCGCUACGGCUAUGCCUGUUGUUAUUAUCGAUAGCUGGAUCAUCUCAACGAACUAAGCAUCGAUAUCUGACAUAACCGAAAAAACAAGCGCUUUGAAUUUUUACGAUUUACAUACUUUUCUACUACGAUGCUGAAUAUUUCGAAUGGUCACCAUGUAGGGUCUAUAGACUCAUUUUCAUAUUUGAGAGAAGGGACUUUUGACGAUGUCAACGACUUUCUUAUGUAUCUUAGCCGUUACUACUACAGUUCGCUCUUUAC